GUGGCACACGAAAAGUUAAUUCUGGGAGUACAAAGCAGUGAUUGCAGAAUGUGUUAAACAAGAUGUAACUGGAAGUGCGUGAUGAAGCAUGCUUCGAAGAUUCAUACCACGACGUUCUUACCGAGGAGUAUGUCUCCUGUUGCUGAUGAUGACCCUCCUCCCACUCCUGCUGUACUUCAAGAACCUGUCCUUUCCGUCUGUUCCAGAAUACAUUCUAGCACAUCCCUAUUUCCAUUAUGACAUAGACUCGGAGGGGCUCAGAGACAACGUCCAGAAGUGUUCCUUGCCUCGCAUACAUCCGUUCCAUCCCUCCAUCUGGAGUUACCUCACCCCUCCCAAGCCUAUCGUCUGCGUGAGCAGGCGUGGCAACUGGACAUACAUCGACCAUCAGGGAAGACUCAUGGUCAACAAUACUGCCAUUGCUGAAAAUGGAUACGUCAUUGGGAAGUCGUUGAACUGUUUUUGGUCGCCCGUCUUGAGAGCUGGCCCGAAUGAAGAAGACGACCUGAAAGUAAAGUACGGGAAUGAGUCUUAUUUGCCUCCUGAGGGCGUCAUCCUUCCUUCAAACAUCGAGGUGGUACGAGCCACAUGCCAAAACUUUGCAUUCUUCAAGAUCUACGAAAAAAUCCAUGCCCACAUUCGAAACGUCACUUUCGACUCGUCUCGAGCCGCUCCCCUUCACCACCCCAUCAACAUCUUCAUCUUCGGACUGGACUCUUUGGCCCGGACAGCGUUCAUCCGGCACCUGCCCCACACCUACCGCUACCUGACCGAGGACCUCAACAUGACCGUCUUCAGGGGGAUGAAUAAAGUUGGAGACAACUCGUACCCUAAUCUGAUUGCCAUACUUACAGGAGACAAGGCCUACGGAGGUGGCCUGCCGGAUUACAAAAAAGGCUUCGACGGGUUUCCUCUGGUUUGGAACAACUACACUUCCGCUGGGUACGCCACGAUGUUUGCCGAAGAUUUCCCGGAGUUCGGACUUUUCACUUACCUGGCGACUGGGUUCCGCAAGGUCCCGACUCUGCACUAUUUCAGACCCUUCUGGCUGGCCGUUAAAGAGUCGAAUCUUUUCAAGUUUAGCUCUCAUCUGUGCUAUGGGCCGACGCCAAUGCACUGGUUGCAGGUUGAUUAUGUCGACAGGUUCAUAUCCCGGUACGAAGACAGAAAAAUCCCUUACUUUGGUUUUUCUUUUCUUGCCGAAAUCAGUCAUGAUUACGUUUCACCAGUUGCUUCAGCAGACGAUUAUUUCCUCGAGUUCUUCAAAUCCCUUUUCGAACGAGGUUACCUGAACAACACGUUUUUCAUCGUCAUGUCAGAUCAUGGUCAUAGGUUCGAUCCCAUUAGAAAGACGGAGAUUGGAUACAUCGAAGAAAGAAUGCCAUUUUUUGCAAUACGAGUACCUGAUGCCAUAUCGUCUCAUCAACCAUCAGUAAGAGAAACUUUCAGAGAAAACAGCCGCCGACUCAUCACACCAUUUGAUGUACAUGCAACAUUGCUGGACCUAUUCUCGUUUGCCACCAGGGAUCAACCACUGGGGCAAUACGCACCCAAAAACACGUUGGGACUCUCCCUUUUCGGUUCCAUUCCCGCUGACCGAACAUGCGCAGAUGCCCACGUCCCAGUCCACUACUGCGUCUGCGAAACGAAGACAUCAAUCCCUGUGACCGACUCCAGGUCGGUGAUUGCUGGACACGCCAUCAUCAAACACAUUAAUACUUUGAUUUCUGAUGCUGGGAGCGAGUUCAGUGAACGCUGUGCGUUUUUAGUUCUGAAAGAAGUGAAAAUGGCGCAUCUGGUGAGGAAGACAGAAGACCCACCGACUAAUGGUUCAGAGAAAGUUCGCGUCGUUGUCCAGGCCAAACCCAGCGAUGCUAUGCUGGAGGCCACAGUUCUGUACCAAGAUGGUAGGACUGAAAUCAUAGGAGAUGUUAGCAGGAUAAAUCCUUAUGGAGAUCAGUCGAUAUGCAUCAAGCAUAUGAUUUUACGAAAGUACUGCUUCUGCAGAGAUAACGAAAGGACAUUGAAAGGAAAACGAUAGGACCAUGUGAUAUUAAGUAAGGGUUAAUGUUAAGUAAAGAGAGUUUCAUGGAAUUUAUUUCGUAAAAAUUCACGAUUCAGUAUUUCUUCUGUUUUCGAACAUGUGGCGUAUGUUGUUAUUUAUGGGGAAUGAGACCGGUGGGAUCAGGGGCGAGCAUAGGAGGAGGGGGAGAGAGAAGGGACACUUGUUGGCCCAGGCCCGAGUCUGAAGAGGGCCCAAUAUUUUUAAAACUAGACUUGAAUUAUAGAGAUAUACAAUAUGGAGGGGGGCCCGGAAAGGUCAUUUGUGACGGGCCCCAACAUUUCUGUGCACGCUCCUGGGUGGCAUUCGUUCCAUCAGUUUUGUUGUUUGUUUGCCGAUUCUUUAACUACAUUGCCUAAAGGUACGUCAAAGCGUGGGGGUCAAAGACGGGUUUUAUGUUUUGAACUGUAUGCCACUCUACACUAGAACACCGCAGGGGUUUCUUUACUAACUCCACGUGGUUUUAUCUGUUGAAUAGGGCCAAGAAGAUAGCUCUGUACUUUGAUCCAGUAUGGUAACGAAGCAUCUCCUGAUCCAGUACCAAAAACGGUAUUCAUGGACAGGGAGAGGGAACUAGGAUGAUUUUGUGGCCAAGACAGAUUUGAGUCUGCAUUAGUGUGCACUGGUGAUCUGCGACCAUCAGGCCUUGAACCCACUCCAGUUACGAACUCAAUGCUUUAGCAAUCAGGUCACCGCGGCCACUGUACAACACAAGACUCCCUCCCCCCCCCCCCCAGUGUAUUAGCGUAUGCGGAUGAAGAUGAGUACUAUGUCCUGUCUGCGAGCAGUGAGCUUGAAUGAUACAUGUUGACGAUUGCAACGAAUAAUAACGUUUUAUUGGUGUAGGUAGUUCGUAGGGCUGCCUUUAUUCCUGACGCUUUGAGGUAGUAGCGUUUGGCAUAGUGGUUAAAGCACCAGAUUACGAACGGCGAGAUUGGUGAAUUGAAUCCUUGUAUUUCGUUCCAUUCCAUCACUACAACCAAUAGCAAGGUACGCCAAAAACGAUAUAUCAAUUUUGAAUAUCUGUCGAAUAGCUUACUUGUUCGAAAAUGAAAUUUAAAUUUUGAAAGUAUGUAAAGUCUUUUGAAAGCUUUUGUGGCGUGGUAAAAGAAUGAUUAUAGUUGUUUCAUCAGAAUCAUUAGAUAAUCUCUGAAUGAAAGCAAAUAGAUCAAAACAACUUUUUAAAUAUUGCUAAUUUUUUGUUUUUGUUAGGUAUAGUUAGUUGCAAAUUUUGAGAUUUUUUGUUGAAAAAGUGUUUUAUGCUUAAACAUAUUUCCUUUUGGGUAUAAUUUUUCUUUUCUUUAAAUCAGCAUUUAUUUUAUAUUUUCAAAAUAUUCAUAAUAUUAAACUUUUAAUUCAUUCGCGUUGCAAGGAUUUUAAUUAAGGAAAAUAAUAUUUUGUGCAGCAUUAAAAGUAAAGCUACAAAACCUAGAAUAAUUUACAAAAUAUUUCAUUAGCACAUAAAUGUCUUCAACAUUAUGCACUUUCUUUUGAGGUUUUUACUGUAGUUUUCAUGUCAUGUUUCAAGUCUCUGUGAACCUGCAUUUUCAGUAUUGACUUUCAAAAAUGCUAACUAUUAGGGCGGACAUUGAAACUGACCUAAUGUGUACUGUGUCAAAAACUUGUGAAGAGCAAAAGUGGCAGAGCUCUUCCACUGCUAUUGUGGAACUGCUGGUACUAUACAAUACGUUACUUUCUGGUCUCCCUAAUAUCAAUGAUUAAGUGCUGACGCGAAACAAUCUCUUGGAAUUUUGUUGUUUUUUACUGUAAUAAAAAGUACUGUCCACCUCUGACAAGUUGAACUCCGCUGCCCGGCCGAUUAAACGAUUCCAUUUGUUGAAAAAAUGGCGAUGUAAAGAGGUGAGGAAUGAAUAAUAAUGAAUGAUGUUAAUGGAUUAAAUUUUGGCACCGAAAGCAGGACGAGGGGUCAUUGUUUUAAGCUAUUCAAAUCUCAGGCUAACCUGGAAGUAAGGAAAAACUACUACUUUAGUAGGAUUGUGGGCACUUGGAACAGCUUACCGGAAGAGGUGGUAAUAAGCAAUAGAGUGGAUAGCUUUUAUUGAGUCAAAAAAAAAAAAAAAAAAUCCACCUAAUUAUAAGCAAUAGGGUGGAGGGCCAUUGAUCUUCAUUGGGGACUAAUAAAUUGACUAGGACCAGCCUAGUUGGCCAAGAGCUUGUUGCUUGUCAUCACAUUUGUAUUUGAAAUAGGGGUGAGGAAAAACAGCUUAAGAACUUGCGGAUUUAGUUUGCGGCGUUGUUGCCCAUUUGGCGAACAAUAUAAUUCAAGUCAGAAGUAUCAAGCGGGACAGGAUUUUAUCGCCACUAAAAGGUUGCAAUGGUAGCCCAACUCUGCGCCUAGUAACUCCUUUUCUUUUUGAUUGCUCUCCCUUGAAAGAUAUGGACUUGCUCAAGGUCAAAGCUUAACUUCUCAGAGGCGGACAGUACGUCUCCUUAUUUACGAAAUGGUUUUGCUUUUGCUCAUUACCCAUACUACCCGGAUUUUGCGGAUUUUCGUUUAUCCAGAUUGCUUUUGAUCCCAGUUAACCCAGAUAAGCGAGGUUGUACUGUAUUUAUAAAUCAAAACUGAUUAUUAAGAGGUUUAAACCUGCUUCCGUUACUAUAAAUUCUUAUACGCGCCUAAAAGGAAAUGAAAUAUGUAACUUUUGAUAAAACACUUUUCAUGUACAACUCAAACCAAAGUUUGAUUUACCACAUUAAUGGAAAUUCCUGUAGAAAAUAGGCUUUAUAUAGGCUUUUUUCAACCAGUUUUUUGAAGUUAUAUUGCUCAUGGGUGACAAUAGUGGCACAUCGCGAAAUUUGAAAAAAAGAAAAAAAAGGCGUAGUAAUCGAUUUAAAAUAUGAAUUUAAUGCUCUUUUUUGACGAAAUAAUUAGUUUGCAUAUCUGCAACAUACCAGACUAAGCUACAUUAUUACUACUUCGCAAGAGAAUGUAAAAAUGCUUCAUGUACAUGGGUGGGACGCGUGCAGUAAAAACUGUAAUUAAUAAACAUACCAAACUAGAUAUAAUGCAGUAAUGACUUGAAAAUCGCAGUUUUUGGACUUAACGUUAGUUUGGCUCUAAGGUACAUUAGAAGUUUUGUGAUUACUUCGUGGCAUUUGAGUUAAAAUCUAUUGUAAUAUAUUUUGCUAAAAAGAAAAAAAAAAGAAGCUUACGUUUCCGUCUACUUUUUUUUUUCUUUUGAGUUGUUCCACUAAUAUUAUUGAUGUACGAUGUAUUUUCUGAAAAAAAUUCAACUGUGCUCGGGAAUGCGUUUAAAGUUAUGUCUUAAUCAUCCUCUGUGAAAAAAUUCCGAAACGUUCCUAGAAAAAAAUGAGCAACAAACAUGCAUAAAUUCUGCCAUUAGCUUACCUGGAAAAAAAACAGGUAAGUUUCCUGCUAAAAGUAAGGAACCUUCCUAAUGUGCGACGUUUUGGAAUCUUUUUACAAUGUAUUUCUAGAGCGAAGAAAUUGUUAAAAGUACACUGGCCCCAAAAAGUUAAAAUACAACCGUAUUUUCGCGUCUAAUUUGCAAAUGAAUGAAUGUAGAAACAAAUUAUUUGGAGCAUAUAUGCAUUAAAUACUUUUUUAUUGAAUGCGUCGUAGAAAUUUGUAUAAGUGUAUUGCAAAAACGAUUUAAAACAAAAAAAAAGCAAUCUUUGCAGAAAAGUUCAUUCUUGGAGAAAACAGCACAUCACAGUGUUAUAUAGUAAAAUGUCAUAGAAACAAUACAAAAAUGGGUUCUAAUAAGGAAUGUGUUCCCCCCUAACUGGAAUGCAUUGGCGGCAUCGAUUUCCAUGAUGUUUAUUAAGUUGUCGGACACCGGAAUAUUAUGCGAAGACCAGACACAGAGUAAGCCUUGUUCCAGCUCAUGCAAAGACCUUUCAGGAGGAUUUAAAGCAGCAAGCUGUCUGUCAAGAUAGUUCCAAAGAUGAUCUAUCGGAUUCAAUUCUGGAGAUCGAGCUGGCCAUUCCAUUCGUUCCAAACCGUGAUCCUCAAGAUACCCCUCAACAAUCCGAGCUCGGUGAGAUCGUGCAUUAUGAUCCAUCAGAAUAAAGUCACUACCAAUGGCACCAUCCAUAUGGGCGGACAUACGAUCAAGAAUCUCAUCCCGAUAGCUCUGACCAGUCAUAGCUCCUCCAUGGAACACAUGCAGAUCAGUGUGACCACCGAGCUAGAUCCUAGCCCAAACCAUGAUUCCACCACCUCUAUAACUGUAGUCUCAACAGUGUUAUAUAGAUGGUAUCUAGUGCGCUGAUCCCUCCAGAUAAGUAUACGCCCUGAAUCACUCUCCAGUGUAAAUCUGGACUCGUCUGUGAACAGCAGAAGCUUCGGAAAACAUGUUGUACCUUAACUUUUUGAGGCCAGUGUAUUUAAUUGUAAUAUCCUGUAACAGUACUCGCAGUAUUUGCCCCUUUUUCUUUAGAACUUUGAUGCUUGGUCAGUAUUUCAUUCUCGAAAUGUCCAUUUAGUCUUCUUACUAUAUGAUAAGAGCCCAAAAUGCCCUUAGAAUGUACUAAUUGUGUAUAAAUUCUAUUUCAGCUUACAUAAGGUAACCGUUUACAUUAUCCAAUAACAUGUGUAUGGCAGCUAUGUUCAUUUCUAAUGUCCAAAAGGAAUGCAGCAAGCCCUCGAUAUUAGUAAAAAUGGUGCACUUUUUGUGUCUGUUGAUUCAUCAGCUCGAACUAAAUAUUUUCCAGCUACUUGUCGUUUAUAAACCAAUGUUUUUCUGAUGUCCUUCAUCAUGUCAUUAAUUCGUGGUAGCUUCGUCUCGAAUUGGCACUCUGACCACCACAUUCAUUGCAUCAUAACCUAUCGUUCCCCGUACGAUUUCUUUUCACGCUGAAAAAAAAAAAAAAUUACCAUUGGUAUGCAGCUUUCAAUGCAAUUUGACAACUAAUUGAACUAGCAAUGUUAUAUCUGAUCUCUUGCGCAUGUAAAAUACAUUUCGGUUUUUUUCUUUUUCUGCAACUCCGAAACUACCGCGACACACCGGUUGAGAAGCACUGCACUAUAUGAUUGAUUUUGUAGCCUUUAUAGUAAAAGUUUCAGUUUGAUGCUGAAACUUUUAUAUGAACUAGAACCGCUUCAGCACGUUUUUACUAUUGUAUUCUAAAUAGACCUAAGUAAUCCUUGAUAAAGAUAAUGUUAUCCUUAUAAAGACCUAAAGGGCGAUUCUCGAAAUAAUGUCCCGGGCGUAACGCUAGAUUUUUUAUGUUUUCCAGCUCACCAAAACCUUUAAAACAUAAUGCUGUUGGGGAAUAAUACGUGAUUUAAUAUAUUAACAAAGCAUAACGGUUAAUCCCAUGUUUAAUUGAUAGUUACUUGAAUAAAAUAGAAAACUUAGGGUUACGCACGGGACAUUUUUUUUUGAGAAUCGCCCUAAAGUACUUCAAUGGGGAAAAAAAAUUGAAUUUUGUGUGCCAGCCAUUUUAUAAGAUAUUUACUAAUUUACUUAUCUCCCAUUGUACCUUUCUUCUCCCUCAACUCUCUUCCACAAAAUAUUUUGAAAAUACCAUGCCUUUUGUUUUAUCUUCUAGUUGUUUAAUCGUCUUUUAUGUCUCACCGCAUUAUCUUUAUUAUGCACCAAAGGUAGGAUAAAACUCGAGGGCUCACUGCAUCAGUGAAGCUCACUUAUAACUUAGCAUAACGAGUUUGUAAUCAUUAAUUUUUACUGCUCCACAAGCCAUUUUUUAGUAAGUAUAAAUGUAAAACUGUAAAUAAAUUGACCUUGUAACCUUCAGAUUUUCGAGUAUUUUUCAACAUUAACAUUAUGUAUGAAAAUUGUUAGAUAAAUUUUGAGAUGUUUGGUGUAUCUAUUUAUACAAACGGGUCUGUAUGAUUCGCUAUUGUGAUAGUGUAAAAUGUUAAGUUAAAUCAAAAUGUUUAAAGAUGUUGUGGUAUAUAUAUAUAUGAACAUCGUUAGAUAACACAUUAUAUGUUUUAUUUAUUUACAUACAUGUAUUACGUACAAAUUUUGUAUAGAUAAAAUAAAGUUU
Messenger RNA from Uloborus diversus, 8059 nucleotides. RefSeq lists its product as uncharacterized. Bases 89 to 2041 code for a protein of 650 amino acids. The transcript has 6 exons. Lineage: Eukaryota; Metazoa; Arthropoda; Arachnida; Araneae; Uloboridae. The record is from RefSeq and is a predicted model, not a curated record.